CGGACACCGGCAAAUCGCCACCUCCUACCAGCCCGCUAUAAAAAUGUGGGACUCCAGCAGCGAGGAAGUGGUGCUGGAAGAUACUUGUCAGCCGAGUGAAUUAGAGGAGAAAGAUCCGAGAAGCGCCUACGAGAUGCCGCCAGUGGGGGAAGACGGAAAGACCGCCGUGAAAAGAGGACUUCUGGAGCGUUUGUCUUCUGGGGAGAUCAUUAUUGGAGAUGGAGGAUUUGUUUUUGCUCUUGAGAAGAGAGGAUAUGUCAAAGCUGGUCCCUGGACACCAGAAGCAACAAUAGAGCAUCCAGAGGCUGUGAGACAGCUUCACCGUGAAUUCCUCAGAGCAGGCUCUACAGUCAUGCAGACUUUCACAUUUUAUGCAAGUGAAGACAAGUUGGAGAACAGAGGCAAUUAUGUGGAGCAAAGAUUUUCAGGCCAGAAAGUGAAUGAAGCUGCUUGUGAUAUUGCUAGGGAGGUGGCUAAUGAAGGAGAUGCCCUCGUUGCUGGAGGAGUCAGCCAAACCCCUUCCUACCUCAGCUGCAAAAGUGAGACUGAUGUAAAGGCAAUCUUCAGGAAACAACUGGAUGUCUUUAUCAAGAAGAAUGUAGACUUCAUGCUUGCUGAGUACUUUGAACAUGUGGAGGAAGCAGAAUGGGCAGUUGAGGUUUUGAAGGAAUCUGGCAAACCAGUCGGGGCCACCAUGUGCAUUGGCCCAGAGGGUGAUUUGACUGGAGUAUCAGCAGGGGACUGUGCAGUUAGACUCGUAAAGGCUGGUGCUGACCUUGUUGGAGUGAACUGCCAUUUUGACCCAACCACUUGCCUCAAAACUAUGAAGCUUAUGAAAGAAGGUUUAGAAGCUGCAAAUCUAAAAGCGCACUUAAUUGUGCAGCCUAUUGCUCUGCACACGCCUGAUUGCAACAAGCAAGGAUUCAUUGACCUACCAGAAUUUCCAUUUGCUCUGGAACCACGACUUCUCACCAGAUGGGACAUGCAUAAGUAUGCAAGGGAUGCAUAUAAUUUGGGAAUCAGAUACAUUGGUGGCUGUUGCGGAUUUGAACCCUAUCACAUUAGGGCUGUAGCAGAAGAGCUAGCAGCUGAAAGGGGCUUCCUUCCAGUGGCUUCAGAGAAGCAUGAUGCCUGGGGAGGUGGUCUUGCCAUGCACACAAAACCUUGGGUGCGAGCAAGAGCUCAGCAGGCAUUUUGGGAGAAACUGGUGCCUGCAUCUGGCCGACCCUAUUCAGCCUCCCUGUCAAAGCCAGACAGCUGGGGUGUGACCAAAGGAGACAAAGACCUAAUCCAACAAAAAGAAACAACAACUGAAAACCAAUUGAAAGAGAUGUUUGAGAAGCAGAAGAACAUUGCUGGAAUAGAAGCAUAACGUAUCAACCAAAAAUCAAUAAAAAAUUACCAAAUUGAGUGAAUAAAGUUUGAAUCCAGUGAACAGAUGACCUUGUAUUUAUUCACUUUCAACAAGUUUGUAUAAGUUGUUAAAAUAUUGGAGUAAAUUUUGUUGCAGCUUCUCCCACUUGGUCCCUGGAAUUUAAACUGGUAGUGUAAUGUAUCAACCAAAAAUUACCAAAGUGAGUGAUUUUUAAAGUUUGAAUCCAGUGAACAGAUGACUUUGUAUUUAUUCACUUUCAGCAAGUUUGUAUAAGUUGUUUAAAAUGUCGGAGUAAAUUUCGUUGUGGCUUUUCCCACUUGGUCCCUUGAAUUUAAACUGGUUGUGUAAUAUAUCAACCAAAAAUUACCAAAUUGAGUGAAUAAAGUUUGAAUCCAGUGAA
Molecule: messenger RNA, 1775 nt
Organism: Carcharodon carcharias (great white shark)
Lineage: Eukaryota; Metazoa; Chordata; Chondrichthyes; Lamniformes; Lamnidae
Gene: bhmt
Product: betaine-homocysteine methyltransferase
Exons: 8
Coding region: 44-1372 (442 amino acids)
Molecular function (GO): betaine-homocysteine S-methyltransferase activity; zinc ion binding
Source: RefSeq, a predicted model, not a curated record